Macrosiphum euphorbiae (potato aphid) is the source of this 519-nucleotide messenger RNA. Lineage: Eukaryota; Metazoa; Arthropoda; Insecta; Hemiptera; Aphididae. The record is from the annotation of a GenBank genome assembly.
AUGAGCAAUUCCACGACAGUGUCUCAGGAGGAAGCGUACAACAAUCUGAAGGACAGGUUGGUCAGUAAACCAGUGCUCAAAGUCUUCAACCCUAAUGCGGAUACUGAACUACACUGUGACCCUAGCAGUGUGGGUCUGAGUGGCAUGUUGCUUCAACGAAGUGAAGAUAAGAGGUUACACUUGGUGCAUGCUGUAUCAAAAAAGACUACCUCAGCUGAACGACAUUACCACUCGAGCAAGCAGGAGCUAAUGGCAGUGGUCUGGAGUAUGUGUAGAUUGCGACCAUAUUUAAUCGGGAUUAGCAAAGUCUUUCAUAGCAUUUGUAUAGCAUACACCCUUCUUAUGAAGCAUUUAUACUUAUGUUCAUGCAGUAAUAACGUUAAUGGAAACCCACCAAAAUUGUCUUCCAGCAUUUGCGUUACUUCAUCAGAAGAUGUAACAUCUUUUUUAAUUCUUAAAUUCAGAUCUAAAAAAAUCUUGAUUAAAAAAUCUAAAAUAUAUAGUUAUACAUGUAAAUAG